Molecule: messenger RNA, 525 nt
Organism: Pieris rapae (cabbage white)
Lineage: Eukaryota; Metazoa; Arthropoda; Insecta; Lepidoptera; Pieridae
Gene: RpI12
Product: DNA-directed RNA polymerase I subunit RPA12
Exons: 4
Coding region: 160-522 (120 amino acids)
Biological process (GO): DNA-templated transcription; termination of RNA polymerase I transcription
Cellular component (GO): RNA polymerase I complex
Molecular function (GO): DNA-directed RNA polymerase activity; zinc ion binding; nucleic acid binding
Source: RefSeq, a predicted model, not a curated record
UUGUAAAAUAUUAAAGAAAUAUUUUACCAGAUUAAAUUCAUACAAGAGGUUACGAAAAUAAAUACAAUAAAUUAUAAAUAUUGUAAUAGGAACAUUCAUAAUUUUUUUCUUCGUAAUUCGUAUUCUAUUAUUUAUUGAAAAUAUUAUUUGUUACCCAUUAUGGCAGAGGUGGGACCAUUUACUAGUACUACAGCAUUUUGUGCAAGAUGUGGAUCUAUACUACCUUUACUCAAUGAUUUUGGUCUUGUUAAAUGCUAUGCAUGCAAAUCGAUUUAUGAACCAGAUAAUUUCAACAAGCUUAAAUUCAAUUACACUAUUAACUUUAAUACAGUGUCUGUCUUAACAAAUGAAAAUAUUUUAAAUUUGGACAAUCCUGAAGGCCCAGUUGUUGAAAGGAAGUGUCCUAAAUGUGGUUGUGAUAGAAUGUCAUAUGCUACACUACAGUUGAGAUCGGCUGAUGAAGGGCAGACUGUCUUUUAUACCUGUGUAUCUUGCAAGUACAAGGAAACAGAAAAUUCAUAGUUA